AUGGCGGUGGUGGUUUGUGGGGGAGGUAGUGAUGUUGGAGGUGGGGAUGGUAGUGGGAGUGAGGUGGUGGAAAUGAUGGCAGUUGCGGUGGCAGUGGCAGUGGCAAUGAUGGUAAUGAUGCUGCCAGUGGCUAUGGUAGUAGUGAUGGUGGGAAUGAUAGUGGGGGUGGUAGUGGUGGUGGAGGUUGGGGUAAGGGUGGUGGUGGUGGUGGUGGUGACGAUGAUGGGGGUAAUAGUGGGGCUGGUAGUAAGGGUCGCGAUGGGUGGUGAUAGAGGUGGCGGUGGUGAUGGUGGUAGUGCUGGGGGUGGCGUUGGUGGUAGUGGUGGUGGCGGAGAUGACAAUGACUAUGGUGGUGGUGGCAGCAGCGUCAUCAGCGAUGGUAAUAGUCAUGAUAAGAUGGUGGUAGUAUAA
Messenger RNA from Prunus persica (peach), 411 nucleotides. RefSeq names its product alanine and glycine-rich protein-like. The transcript has a single exon. Bases 1 to 411 code for a protein of 136 amino acids. The record is from RefSeq and is a predicted model, not a curated record. Lineage: Eukaryota; Viridiplantae; Streptophyta; Magnoliopsida; Rosales; Rosaceae.